Toxorhynchites rutilus septentrionalis is the source of this 5561-nucleotide messenger RNA. RefSeq lists its product as uncharacterized. Gene Ontology annotation, biological process: proteolysis; DNA integration. The coding region runs from base 543 to 5207 and encodes 1554 amino acids. The transcript is spliced from 3 exons. Gene Ontology annotation, molecular function: aspartic-type endopeptidase activity; nucleic acid binding; zinc ion binding. The record is from RefSeq and is a predicted model, not a curated record. NCBI's taxonomy places the organism in Eukaryota, Metazoa, Arthropoda, Insecta, Diptera, Culicidae.
AUUAACAAUUACAAAGUAUUCAAUUAUCUCAGUGUAAUUAAGGUGAGGGCAAAGUAAAUACACAAAGGUAAGUAGCGCUCGUUUAAGAAAAUACGAAGCCGAUAGAGAAAUACGAUUUCAUAGCUGAGCGAAACUUGCUACCCGGAAGCGAUGUAUGGAGAAAAAAAAUAUAGCAGCUAUGUAUAGGCUCGAGAAUAUGACAGAAAGAAAACGUUCAUAUGGAAGGAGAGAAACGUCGACAACACCUAGGCUACUGAGAGCGAGGUAGUCUCUCACAUUCGGUGGAGGGCUCUCUGCAAGAGUGAAAAGGAAAGACAAUGAUAGUUUGCAUAGGAUUCCCACACGGACGCGAGAAAAUCGUCUUGCUUCAUUUCAGAAAAAAAUACGAAGCCGAGAGAAAUGAACCUGCAGAGAGAAUCGGGAGAGAGAUGAGGAAGGGUUUUUGAUCGGGAGACUGGAACUCCACAGACAUUCUGUUGGUUAAGUUUGGCGUGAUAGCACGCAGUUUCUGCUAUUCCGGUAAUUUAUUUUAGAAAGCCGCGAUGGCGUCAAAGGGUCACGACAAUGGCGCAGUGAACGCUUCCGACCGAAAAACGAAGAAGAAGAAACUCGACGUUAUCUUGCAGGAACUGGCUAACGAAAAAGCUUCCAGGAUCAAAAUGAGUAAGCAAUUAGAAGUUGCCAACGAGACAAUCAGAGCUUUGCAAACAAGUCUAACAGCACCUCGUAGCGAAAGUUUACAUAGCAGUGAUUUCGUAAGAGAUAACGGUCCUACCAGUACUCCGCAGCAUUGUAACGAUGUAGAAGCGGAAACAAACAGGGUUGGAUUUCCCGUUAACCUUGACCCCGUAAGUACUCCGCUUCAGGGAAAUUCGAUGGGAAUGGAAAUGUCUCGGUUCAUGUCUUCGAUGAACCAAAUGUCCGUUACUUCCAUCAACGUUCCAGAGUGUAAGCCUGCCUUCGCUGGUGAGCAAAUUGGGCGCCGUGAUUAUGAAUCGUGGAUUGAUCUUCUAUCCGACACUCUGAAACUAGCGGGGGUACAGGACGAGCGUACAAGGUUCAUCGUUUUCAAGGUUAAGGCGGGACCGGUUCUCUUGGAAAUCUUCAAGAAUACAAAGUCGAGUGCCGAAGCCCCAAAUGAAGUGACUCUUCCGUUUUCGAAUGCCCUGUUCAGGAUGAAGACGUAUUUCGGGUCAGCUUCCGACGCUAUGCUCCAACGCCGCAAACUCGCACUCAUUAUACAGCGUUCGGAAGAAACGGAUUUGGCGUUUGUUAUGAGAGUUGGUUCCACAGCCCGCCUGUGUGACUUUCAGGAAGGAAAAGAGUUCGACGAGAUCGUGAAUGCUGUUGCCGGCCAUGCAAGCAACAAGGACGUAAGGGCAGCGGCCCUCAAGAUGGUCAAUCGACCGGGGACGUUCACUGAUUUGGUGGACGUGGUUCGUGAAAUCGAGGCGGUAGCUAUGAAUGAAGAAUACUACCGGUUGAAGCAUGGUAAGCCUGAACCAGCUAAAGUGGCGGCUGUUGGUAAUCCAUAUCCAAAAGCAGGCCCAUCAAGACGUGGAGUUUAUCGGCAUCCAGCGUCAACUCGGGGAAGGUUAGGACAUCCGUACGCUGGACCCUUCAGAACCGGAUCUCGAUUGCCACCAGAUCAGAGGAGAUUUGGAAACUCUCAAGGAAAUGAGUCAUACAGCUGUUACAGAUGCAAUGGUACCGACCACCACGCAGAUGGCUGUUUCGCAAUUGAUACGACAUGUUUCAAAUGCGGACGUAAAGGUCACCUUAAGAGAGCAUGCCGUCCACCAAUCAAGAAGGAAAAUCAUCGCAGAUCCGAAGGUGUUAAUCCGGAUAACACUGUUGGUAAGAUUGCUUCGAUCGACUUGAAUCCGGUGGCCGAGGCUGAUGAGAAUGCUGCUGAGGAUGGGUUGCAUAUUGCAACACUUUUGAUGCCAAAAACUUCGACGGAUGAUGGGAUAAUUACGGCAAAGGUUGCAGGAUUAGAGUGUGAGUUCCUUAUUGACUCUGGAGCCCAAGUCAACACUCUAACACAUGAUCGCUUUGAUUUAUUGCGCAACGAUCGUAGAUACAGAAAGGAAUUGUUCAAUAUACAGUAUAGUACUGACCGACCGUUGAAAGCAUAUGCGACGGAAGGUGAAAUACCAGUUACGUUCACUUUUGAGGCUUUUCUGCAUAUAUCAGACGACCGUCCAAGUUUACUAGAAAAAUUCUACGUUGUCAAGGAAUGUAGAUCGUUGCUGGGAAGAUCAACUGCUACCCGAUAUAGCGUUCUGUUGCUAGGUCUACAAGUACCUGUUAACUCAGUAAAGUCUUCGACACACUCGUGGUACGAUCCACGUGAGAUUGCAUCGGUUACGAUGGACGAAGUUUUUCCAAAAUUUAAUAUCCCGCCGAUACAGUUGAGCUAUGACCAGACCAGGCCGCCUUGUCGCAACGUUUUCAUGAAUAUCCCGAUAGCCGUUAAACCUAUGGUUGAGAAACGGUUGCAUCAACUCCUCGCAGCGAACAUCAUUGAACGGGUAACACACGAAAUGGAGGAUACAUUUUGCUCGUCGAUGCUGGCUAUACCUAAGGGCAAGGACGAUAUCAGAUUAGUGAUAGACCUCAGAGGCCCGAAUAGCUACAUCCAAAGAUCUCCAUUUGCCAUGCCAUGUCUAGAGAAGAUUCUGGCGGAACUAGAUGGUGCGCAGUGGUUCUCGACUAUUGAUAUGUCCAAUGCGUUCUUUCACAUUGAACUUCACGAGAACAGUCGCCACCUUACAAACUUCUGCACGGAGUUUGGAAUGUACCGGUGCGUAAGGCUUCCUUUUGGAUUAUGCAACGCACCAGACAUUUUCCAGGAGGUACUUCAGAGGAAAAUUCUGGCGGGUUGUAAGGGAGUAAAGAACUAUUUAGACGAUAUCCUCAUUUUCGGAAAAACACAAGAAGAGCACGACGAAAACCUUAAUACGGUAAUGGCGUGUCUGCAAGAACACAACGUAAAAAUAAACGCUUCGAAGUGUGUUUUCAAGAGCCAAUCGGUCAGGUUCCUGGGUUUUAGGCUCACUGCAAACGGAUGGCAGAUCGAAGAGGAGAAGAUGAGCGCCAUAAGAGAUUUCCGUAGGCCAGAAACGGUAGCGGAAGUAAAGAGCUUUCUGGGCCUUGUAACAUUCGUCGAUAAGUUUGUGCCACAUCGAGCAACCAAAACUGAAAAGUUACGAAUGUUGGCCAACUCCAUUAAAUUUUACUGGUCCGAAGAAGAAGAACGGGAGUUUCAAACGUUCAAGUGCGAAGCAUUGGAGGCAAUUAAAACUCUCGGAUACUUCAAUACCGCUGACAAAACAGAACUUUUCGUUGAUGCGUCGGCUAUCGGCCUGGGAGCAGUCUUAGUGCAGUUUAACGACAAUGGAAUACCGAGAAUCAUCGCAUGUGCUUCGAAAGCAUUAACAGCAACUGAGCAGAGAUAUCCGCAGACCCACCGAGAAGCUCUGGCUGUAGUAUGGGGCGUGAAUCGCUUCGCGUACUAUUUGUCCGGAAGGACUUUCAUUAUACGGACGGAUGCCGAAGCUAACCAAUUUAUUUUUGGAAGGGAACAUCGGAUUGGGAAACGAGCAGUUUCGCGAGCAGAGGCGUGGGCGUUACGCCUACAACCUUUCGACUUCACGAUUGAGCGAGUUCCUGGCAAAGAUAACGUUGCGGAUGUAUUAUCAAGGCUGAUGAAGAUGUCUCAAGACGCAGAACCUUUUGAAGAUAGUGCCGACGAACACGUGCUGUUUGCAUUAGACACAGGAAAUAUGGACAUCUCUCUAGGAGAAAUCGAAGUGGCUGCGGAACUGGAUGAAGAGUUGAUACAACUAUGCAAAGCAUUGAAGAACGAUGAAUGGCCUCGCGAACUAAGGCGAUACGAAGCACAGAAGAAGCAUCUACACUAUCUAGGCACCUUGGUAUGCAAAGAUGACAAAAUUGUCUUACCCAACUCACUUCGAUCAAAGGCUAUGGAAUCUGCUCAUGGAGGACACGUGGGAGAGGUUGCCAUGAAAAGGAUAAUGCGCGAGUUCUUUUGGUGGCCUAGAAUGGCUGCAGAAACAGAACGGUUUGUGAAAGAUUGUCAAACCUGUUGCAUGUUGUCCAAGAAAAAUCGUCCAUUACCCAUUUCAUCACGUAAUCUUCCUGAAGGACCUUGGGAAAUAAUACAAACGGAUUUCCUCUCUAUUCCGGGAUAUGGAACAGGGGAUUUCCUAACGGUGGUCGAUACUUACUCUCGUUACCUCUCCGUAGUCGAAAUGAGGGGCAAAACAGCAGAAGCUACAAACGCUGCACUGUGCGAUAUUUUUAAGCUUUGGGGUUGUCCUUACAUCCUGCAGAGCGACAACGGACCACCUUUUAAUAGCUCUACGUAUUGUUCGUUCUGGGAAAAUAAGGGCGUUCAUAUCCGGAAAUCGAUACCACUGUGUCCCCAAACAAAUGGGCUUGUGGAACGCCAAAAUCAGUCCAUCAUAAAGGCUGUAUCAGCAUCGACACUUGAUGGUACCAAUUGGCGUAUGAGCUUGGAUAAAUUCGUGCACAAUCACAACACGCUAAUUCCACAUGCGAGACUGAUGGUUACACCAUUCGAGUUAAUGGUCGGGUACAAAUAUCGUGGCACUUUUCCAACUCUCUGGACCGAGUCUCGUUCGAAGGGAUUAGACAGGGACAAUAUUAAGGAAUUGGAUGCUGAAGCAAAGCUUUACAGCAAACAUUACGCAGAUCAGUCACGAGGUGCGAAAGAAAGUUAUAUCAAGGUUGGCGAUGUCGUACUGAUGAGCCAGCAAAGAAAACACAAAAGUGAUCCAACAUUUUCUUCCGAACGCUUCACUGUAAUCACUAGAACUGGUGCAAAAGUUGUAAUCAUGAGUAGCAAUGGCGUGCAGUAUGCAAGAAAUGUACAAGAUGUGAAACUGGCCCCACCGGCAAAGGAGCUUAAUUUUUCGGAAGAUUCAGGGGAAGACAGCGUUCAUCAACACGCAGAUCGCAGCGGACUGGCAAUAAUUCUGGAUGAGGACUCGGAGAAACAAUUGACAGAUGAUUAUCUGGAGCAGCACCAGGUACAGUCUUCAAAAAAUACACUGCAACCCAACCAACAUAUUCCAAACAAAACCACACUUCGUCACCAUUCUAAUGUGAGAAGACCAGCACGAUUCAACGAUUAUUUUAUUUACCAUAUCUAUCAAUGAACAACUGAUUAUUCAAAAUUAUUAGAGUAGAGGUACGGAAUAUUGUAGUAGAUAGAUGUCUCAUAUUAAUAAAUAAAUUAACAAUUACAAAGUAUUCAAUUAUCUCAGUGUAAUUAAGGUGAGGGCAAAGUAAAUACACAAAGGUAAGUAGCGCUCGUUUAAGAAAAUACGAAGCCGAUAGAGAAAUACGAUUUCAUAGCUGAGCGAAACUUGCUACCCGGAAGCGAUGUAUGGAGAAAAAAAAUAUAGCAGCUAUGUAUAGGCUCGAGAAUAUGACAGAAAGAAAACGUUCAUAUGGAAGGAGAGAAACGUCGACAACACCUAGGCUACUGAGAGCGAGGUAGUCUCUCACAU